This is a messenger RNA of Cadophora gregata, 2009 nucleotides long. RefSeq lists its product as uncharacterized. Gene Ontology annotation, molecular function: pantothenate kinase activity; ATP binding. The coding region runs from base 570 to 1577 and encodes 335 amino acids. Gene Ontology annotation, biological process: coenzyme A biosynthetic process. The record is from RefSeq and is a predicted model, not a curated record. Lineage: Eukaryota; Fungi; Ascomycota; Leotiomycetes; Helotiales; Ploettnerulaceae. The transcript has 2 exons. Gene Ontology annotation, cellular component: nucleus; cytosol.
ACCCACCUACGCCCGGCCGGACGUCUCCUGGCUCCUCCACAUAAUCUUCCUUGAUGCCUCCUUAAACCCCAUAAUCUUCCUGGCACGAACGCCAGCAAUAGCCCGCAAUGUCUGCGGAUGCGCCGCAGACUGAACCAGCGCGCUCCGGCGUUGAGUCGCAGGAUGGAAACCCCGCCAUACCCCUCCGCAUGCGCACAAACACUGCGGAGAUAGACAGCACCAUCAUACAUCCUGGGGCUGUAAAGAUCAAUGUGGAAGGCGCAUUUAUUGUUGAUCAUGAUGCAGAGGGUUCUCCAAAUGGAAAUCCAAAUGGGGGGACUCAUGAGACGAAAGAUAUCAGAUUGCCGAAUCACACAGCCGUUGUGAGCCACAUAGCUGUGGACGUAUGUCCCUCCUCAACGUCUGCCCGUUUGGGCAUCUGCGAAGACUGCCUACUGAUCUCAUGGUAGAUUGGAGGAUCUCUAGCAAAGCUCGUAUAUUUUUCUCGAGAACCACAUUCCCGCGACCCUGGAGGAAGAUUGAAUUUCAUAACCUUCGAGACAGACCGGAUUGAUGACUGCAUAGAGUUCAUGAAGCAGCACAAAAUCAAGCAGCAGAAACUCAAUGGUUCCAGGCCUGGGGAAUUGUGUGUCAUGGCUACCGGAGGAGGAGCAUACAAAUUCUACGACAAGGUUCGAGAAGCUCUAGGUGUUGAUGUGUCGAGAGAGGAGGAGAUGGAGUGCUUGAUAAUCGGACUCGACUUUUUCAUUACAGAGAUACCUCGCGAGGUAUUUACAUAUAGCGAAACGGACCCAAUACAUUUCGAAGAACCGAGAGCAGACAUAUACCCUUACCUACUUGUCAACAUAGGUUCUGGUGUUAGCAUGAUCAAAGUCUCAGGACCAAAACACUUCCAAAGAGUAGGCGGAACAUCUCUCGGAGGUGGGACACUCUGGGGGCUUCUGUCUCUCCUCACAGGAGCCCGUACCUUCGACGACAUGCUUGGAAUGGCUGAAAUAGGGGACAAUGCUAAAGUGGACAUGUUAGUAGGAGAUAUUUAUGGAGGGGAUUAUGGUAAAAUAGGACUGAAGAGCAGCACAAUUGCAAGCUCAUUCGGAAAGGUAUUCCGAAUGAAGCGGGAAGCCGAGCAGGAAGCGGAAGACAGCGGAGGUCUUGCAAACGACGAUUCCAAGUCCUCGUCUCAACCCUCAUCAUCACGUCCAGGCGAUUCUCUAGCCCAAGAAGAUCACGUAUCGGCGCCCUUUUCAGCCCCAGAUAUAUCCCGUUCUCUUCUCUACGCGAUAUCCAAUAACAUUGGACAAAUCGCCUAUCUCCAGUCGGAGAAGCAUUCUUUGUCGACGAUUUAUUUCGGGGGCAGUUUCAUCAGAGGUCACAGACAGACGAUGAAUACCCUGAGUUACGCAAUCAAGUUUUGGAGUGGCGGUGAGAAGAAGGCGUAUUUCUUGCGACAUGAAGGAUACCUGGGAGCUGUUGGUGCGUUUUUGAAGCGACAGCCGAGAAAUUGGGGAAGGAGAGGUAGUUUUGAGGAUGGUAUACCGCCAUUUUUGCAUAAAGGGAUGGACUACCCUGGAUCGUGAGGAACAAAAUCUUUGAAGAAGUAUGCUUGCUUGAAUAGGGAUAUGUAUCUGCUGCAGUUGCCCGGCUUUUCGCAUGUGCAUGGGAUUCUGCUUCGGUCGCUAGCCUUUGAAUUAUGCUGGGGUAUAUCUCCAGGCACCUAGAGAGGCCGAAUAAAAAUGAGAGAAUAUUAAAAGUUCAACAUUAACGAAUAUUGAAGCUCGCCAUAAAUUCUGUUUUAUGGUCACUGAGAUUGGACUGGCUCCGAGAAAUGACGGAUAUAUUUCGGGAGAAACGAUUUGACUCAAAAGGAGCACAAACCAACAGCUCCUGUUGAUUAUCAUACUUGUCAAUAAACGAUCAAACAUUAUGUCUGGAGAUCGAGGGGAAUACUGACUUAGAAAAAUUGAGAAAUUAUGUCGGCAUGCUGGAGAAUGAGAAACGAUUGAUAUGAA